AUGGCACCUCGCUUUGCCUCGCUGCUCUUCCUACUGGCGGUGCUGGUGGCGGAGUUGUCGGGGGCUGCGUCCGUCCCCACUCUAGAGACGGCAGGCCUCUUCAAAAUUGCGUCCGACGGCAAGGAUAGUUUGCUGGAGCCAUCCGGCGAGUGCAAUGGCGUCAUCGGCAAGUGCAUUGACGAGGACGCGGAGAUGGCCAUGGAUUCCGAGGUCAGUCGGCGAGGGCUGCAGGCCAGAUUUAAAUACAUCAGCUACCAGGCGUUGUUCAAGAACAGGAUACCCUGCAACCACCGGGGCUAUUCCUACUACAACUGCAACAAGAGUGGAGCAAAGAGAGCCAAUCCCUACCGGCGCGGCUGCACUUACAUCACGCACUGCGCCAGGAUCCUCCAUUGA
Messenger RNA from Spirodela intermedia, 396 nucleotides. The record is from the annotation of a GenBank genome assembly. NCBI's taxonomy places the organism in Eukaryota, Viridiplantae, Streptophyta, Magnoliopsida, Alismatales, Araceae.